Messenger RNA from Gorilla gorilla gorilla (western lowland gorilla), 1385 nucleotides. Its product is annotated as pepsin A-5. Gene Ontology annotation, cellular component: extracellular exosome. Gene Ontology annotation, molecular function: aspartic-type endopeptidase activity. The record is from RefSeq and is a predicted model, not a curated record. The transcript has 7 exons. Gene Ontology annotation, biological process: proteolysis. NCBI's taxonomy places the organism in Eukaryota, Metazoa, Chordata, Mammalia, Primates, Hominidae. Bases 89 to 913 code for a protein of 274 amino acids.
GCACAACCUCAACCCAGCCAGAAAGUACUUCCCCCAGUGGGAGGCUCCCACCCUGGUAGAUGAACAGCCCCUGGAGAACUACCUGGAUAUGGAGUACUUCGGCACUAUCGGCAUCGGAACUCCUGCCCAGGAUUUCACCGUCAUCUUUGACACCGGCUCCUCCAACCUGUGGGUGCCCUCAGUCUACUGCUCCAGUCUUGCCUGCACCAACCACAACCGCUUCAACCCUGAGGAUUCUUCCACCUACCAGUCCACCAGCGAGACGGUCUCCAUCACCUAUGGCACCGGCAGCAUGACAGGCAUCCUCGGAUACGACACUGUCCAGGUUGGAGGCAUCUCUGACACCAAUCAGAUCUUCGGCCUGAGCGAGACGGAACCCGGCUCCUUCCUGUAUUAUGCUCCCUUCGAUGGCAUCCUGGGGCUGGCCUACCCCAGCAUUUCCUCCUCCGGGGCCACACCCGUCUUUGACAACAUCUGGAACCAGGGCCUGGUUUCUCAGGACCUCUUCUCUGUCUACCUCAGCGCCGAUGACCAGAGUGGCAGCGUGGUGAUCUUUGGUGGCAUUGACUCUUCUUACUACACUGGAAGCCUGAACUGGGUGCCUGUUACCGUCGAGGGUUACUGGCAGAUCACCGUGGACAGCAUCACCAUGAACGGAGAGACCAUCGCCUGCGCUGAGGGCUGCCAGGCCAUUGUUGACACCGGCACCUCUCUGCUGACCGGCCCAACCAGCCCCAUUGCCAACAUCCAGAGCGACAUCGGAGCCAGCGAGAACUCAGACGGCGACAUGGUGGUCAGCUGCUCAGCCAUCAGCAGCCUGCCCGACAUCAUCUUCACCAUCAAUGGAGUCCAGUACCCCGUGCCACCCAGUGCCUACAUCCUGCAGGUGAGGAGGCUCUGGACCAUCCACUAGAGGGGUUCACACAGAAUGUGGACACAGAGUCGCCCUCUGCAGACAGAAAGUACACUUCCACGAGCUGAAGCCAACAGGCAGAGGCAGACGAACAUCUGCCCUAGACAGCCUCCAGAGAAAAAGAAUAUAUUAAAAACAAAUGCAGGAAUAAGAACUCGGAUACAGCCCCCUAAGGGAACAAGUGAAGCGAAAGUUAAUGGGGUGAAAAGAGGAUUCUAUUUGGACCCCUGGGUCCAAGUCCUGGGUCUGAAUUACUAUCCCACUGAUUCUGAGCAAAUUACAACUCAUCUCACCCUCAGUUUUCUCAUCCAAAAGGUAGAGAUGGCAGCUUUCCCCACCCUCAGAGUGCGGUUAGGUCAACCAAGUGAGACUGAUCACAUCAGACCUACCAAGGGUUGGGCAAAUGGAAAUCCUAAUUUCCAUAGGCUGGGGCUUCUGACACUUCUACCAUCUCUACCAAGUAGCAAAUCUU